AUGCAGGAGCUGGGCAUCAGUCUGUCUAUGGCAGGUGUGGCGGGGACCAUCCUGAUAUGUGCCUUGCCCAUGUGGAAGGUGACUGCUUUCAUUGGGACACACCUGGUGGUCAUGCAGGUGUUUUGGGAGGGACUAUGGAUGACCUGUGUAAGCGAAUACACCGGUCAGAUGCAGUGUAAGCUCUAUGAUGCCAUCCUUGACCUGUCUCCAGACUUACAGGCAGCUCGAGGCCUCAUAUGCAUCAGUAUUUUCCUGGGCUGCCUUGGUUUCCUUAUAUUCCUCUUGGGGGCCCGCUGCACUAACUGUCUGAGUCAUCCUGGAGCCAAACAGCGGGUGGUGAUGAGCUCGGGACUCAUUUUCUGCCUGUCAUCUCUCACCACUGUAGUAGCUGUAGCAUGGACGGCCAAUUCUAUCAUCAAUGACUUCUACAAUCCGCGCGUCCCAGAAGUGCUCAAGAAAGAGUUGGGGGCAGCUAUUUACUGUGGCUUUGUGACAUCUGGUCUGGUUUUUAUAGGGGGACUUUUACUGUGCAUUACUUGCCCACCUCAAAGGGCCAAGUUCCCCUCCGCAAGAUACACCAAGGCCAAGAUGCCCACUCCACAGGGCAGUUAUGCUAUAAAAAACUAUGUGUGA
Molecule: messenger RNA, 633 nt
Organism: Knipowitschia caucasica
Lineage: Eukaryota; Metazoa; Chordata; Actinopteri; Gobiiformes; Gobiidae
Source: the annotation of a GenBank genome assembly